Messenger RNA from Mixia osmundae IAM 14324, 558 nucleotides. RefSeq lists its product as uncharacterized. NCBI's taxonomy places the organism in Eukaryota, Fungi, Basidiomycota, Mixiomycetes, Mixiales, Mixiaceae. The coding region runs from base 255 to 473 and encodes 72 amino acids. The record is from RefSeq and is a predicted model, not a curated record. The transcript is spliced from 2 exons.
UAGCAUUGAUGCCAACACCAUCGAGGCUCGAGAGAUCCAUCAGCUUGAGCGUCGUCACGAAGGGAGCUACUCCUGGUGUGGUAUCCAGGCAAGCAACUAAAAAGUAGUAUAGCUUUGAUGAUGACGCCAAAUGGAAACAACAGAUCAGCUGCACGCCCCACAUCGCUGCCGGCGUCAACCUCUUUUGGCAGCCGCAUGACUACUCCGUCCUGCCUGGUGCAGGACUGGUCGCGGCAAGCUAUGAUCCCCCUGCCAUGACUGGCUUUGCACUUCGAGGUGGAAUCCUUCAUAUGAACGGUACCAAUUUCAACCUCACUCUCGAGCUCCAAGUCGCCAGUGAUGGCAACAUCCUGGGAGUCGGCAUCUCAUCGUUGGACAUCAAGGGAGCGCCCUCUCCGAAAUCGCCGGGCUUUGGCUUCCAGUGCAGUAGCGAUCCUACUCAGCAGAACAAGAUUACUAUCCCGGCGGCUUGAGCACUCACAAGCUCUCGCUGGGAUAUCGCCGCUCUUGACUUGUACGCUUGCUGUACUUUCAUAAGACGCGUCUUCUCGAAGAACA